Molecule: messenger RNA, 1946 nt
Organism: Camelus dromedarius (Arabian camel)
Lineage: Eukaryota; Metazoa; Chordata; Mammalia; Artiodactyla; Camelidae
Gene: ARV1
Product: ARV1 homolog, fatty acid homeostasis modulator
Exons: 6
Coding region: 16-975 (319 amino acids)
Biological process (GO): intracellular sterol transport; regulation of plasma membrane sterol distribution; sterol metabolic process
Cellular component (GO): Golgi apparatus; cortical endoplasmic reticulum
Source: RefSeq, a predicted model, not a curated record
CCUCCCUUUCCGGUGAUGGGACUACGAGUCCCAGCAAGCACCGCGCGGCGCAAGGCUUCCGGUCUGGCGUCUGACGUCUUCCCCGCCACUGAAUCGGAAGUUCUGUGCCGCAGUUGCGUGGAAAUGGGCACCGGUGGGCGGAGUGGGCUUCGGCCGGGCAAGGGGAACACCGAGGGGGUGACAGCAGGAAAGGGGAAGCCGGAUGGGGUGGCAGUGACUCCUGCUGCUGCUGCUGCCUCGGCCUCCUGCCAGUACAGGUGCAUCGAAUGCAACCAAGAGGCCAAGGAGUUGUACCGAGACUAUAGCCACGGCGUGCUGAAGAUAACCAUCUGUAAAUCCUGCCAGAAACCUGUAGACAAAUACAUUGAAUAUGAUCCUGUUAUCAUCUUGAUUAAUGCAAUUUUAUGCAAAGCCCAGGCCUACAGGCAUAUUCUUUUCAACACUAAAAUAAACAUGCACGGGAAACUCUGCGUUUUCUGUUUGCUUUGUGAGGCGUACCUGCGAUGGUGGCAGCUUCAAGAUUCCAGCCAGAGCACUGAUCUUGACGACUUUAUCAGAUACGCCAAGGAGUGGGAUUUCUAUAGAAUGUUUGCAAUUGCUUCUCUAGAACAAGCUGCCUAUUUCACCGGCAUUUUUACCUUCCUGUGGGUCGAACGACCCUUAACAGCGAAAAAAACACCCAACUUCGUUUUGCUGCUGAAAGCGUUGUUGUUAUCCAGCUACGGAAAACUCUUACUGAUCCCAGCUGUCAUCUGGGAGCAUGACUACACCCCACUGUGCCUCAGGCUCAUUAAAGUAUUCGUCCUUACAUCAAACUUUCAGGCAAUUAGAGUGACCCUAAACGUCAGCCGUAAGCUCUCCUUUUUGGCCAUCUUGAGUGGUUUACUGGUGGAGAGCGCCAUGGUCUACUUCUUCCAGAGGAUGGAGUGGGCCGUCGGAAGUGACUGUGCCAUCUAUAAAUCUCAAGACUUUUGAAGAGGGCCUGGAGCGCCUCACCAGACAGUCACCUAACCAGACAGUCACCUGCUUCUCUGUGGAAUGAAGACUCCAAAACUCAAGUCUGUGGUGCCCAGCUCAGUGCCCACAGUCGAGUUCCAGAUCUCCUGAGACCAUCCCAGCACCCAGCACCCAGCACCCUGCCCCUGCUUCUGUCACUGCUCCUCCUUGUCUAACUAUCCAUUGUCAUUUCUGGUUAGGAAAAGGUCACCUGUCCUUGACAGCCAUGUGAAACCUUUAUCCUCCUGUGUGUUAGCUCGUAUUUUAUACGUGUUUGUGUCUUCUAUUGAAAUUCCAUGUCUUUGUGCCAGAUUCCUGCAACCCGGGUAACAGUUUGGUGCCAGGAGAGACCAGACCCGAGGUUACUCUGUGUCACAUCCCGUUGGACAGGGACUGUCACAUCCCGUUGGACAGGGACUGCCCUGAUAAGUAUCUGUCGAUUUGACUUUCAGCAGAAUGUGCCAUUCUAAAUACUUCUUUUAUUAUCCACAGUUUCAUUCCUUACUCUCUGUGGCAUGACCAGCUGCAUCCGUAAACUAAAAGACAAACUACAGACCAAGCUGCUCCUUAUUGUUGAGACAAAUGAAGCAAAGAUCUGGAUGUACUUCCUGAAAAAGAAAGCAAUGGUUAUUAGAAACUCCUGCCCCUCCCCCCCACCCCACCCCCACAGGCAGGAAACAACCAAAUCACGUGCAGACACACACAGACACACACCAACACCAGGGGUGUCGCCGCAGGGAUGGUGUACGCACCAAGUGAAGGCUCAUACGUUGUAGGCAGUUCAGGUGAGCAUCUGAAUUGAGAGGAGCGUGAGUUCAUGGUCUGCGAAGAUCUGUGUUUCAUUCCUUUGUCAUAUUUAUAUCUUUUUAAUUUAAGUGUUAAUGUUGAAAGUAAUGUCUCAUGUUCUUACAACAAUAGGAACACUUUUAAUAAAGUCACAAUGAACUGAG